Messenger RNA from Alosa sapidissima (American shad), 3597 nucleotides. RefSeq names its product protein kinase, AMP-activated, gamma 1 non-catalytic subunit (gene prkag1). The transcript is spliced from 13 exons. Bases 184 to 1206 code for a protein of 340 amino acids. NCBI's taxonomy places the organism in Eukaryota, Metazoa, Chordata, Actinopteri, Clupeiformes, Clupeidae. The record is from RefSeq and is a predicted model, not a curated record.
CAUACAUGCGCAGUUCAGAGCCUUACCGGAAAUAAACAAGGGGGAGGUCACUAUCCUACAUAGCAGACAGUAAAUAGACCACCCCAUCCACGUAUCGGUUUGAACAGUAUAUAGUUUCACUUGAAAGUAUUUCUCAAAGAAAAAACUCUCAUACGUCUGAGUUUAGGAGUCAGUAAAGGGAACAUGGAGUGUGUUCCAGCUUCACUUGAUGAUUUUGGACCAGAGGUGAAGAAGGAGUCUGCUGUAGAAAGUGAGGCGUCACUCACAGCAGAUCCAGAACAUAAUGUUUACACACGGUUUAUGAAGUCCCACCGCUGCUAUGACCUGGUGCCCACCAGCUCCAAGCUAGUAGUGUUUGACACUUCGCUUCAAGUGAAGAAGGCAUUUUUUGCACUAGUAUCAAAUGGAGUCCGAGCCGCUCCACUGUGGGACAGCAAGAAGCAGUGUUUUGUUGGUAUGCUGACCAUAACUGACUUCAUCAACAUCCUCCACCGUUACUACAAAUCACCCUUGGUGCAGAUUUACGAGUUAGAGGAGCACAAAAUCGAGACCUGGAGAGAAGUGUACCUGCAGGACUCAUUCAAGCCUCUCGUCAGCAUCUCGCCAAACGCAAGUUUAUAUGAUGCUGUGGCGUCUCUGAUCAAGCACAAAAUCCACAGGUUGCCUGUAAUAGACCCUUUGACUGGGAACACGCUCUACAUUCUCACACACAAGCGGAUACUCAAGUUCCUCAAACUGUUUAUUUCUGAGAUGCCCAAGCCGGCCUUUAUGACUCGGAAGCUGGAGGAGUUGAGUAUAGGAACGUUUGAGAACAUAGCCGUUGUGCGCUCUGAUACGCCGCUCUACACAGCACUGGGCAUAUUUGUAGAGCAGAGGGUUUCUGCCCUGCCUGUUUUAGAUGACAAAGGACGUGUUGUGGAUAUUUACUCAAAGUUUGACGUCAUUAACCUGGCCGCUGAGAAGACGUAUAACAACUUGGACGUGACCGUCACCAAGGCCCUGCAGCACCGCUCACAGUACUUUGAGGGCGUGCUGACCUGCCACAAACACGAGACUCUAGAGACCAUCAUCAAUAGACUGGUGGAGGCUGAGGUGCACAGGCUGGUGGUGGUGGAUGAUCAGGAGGUGGCGCAAGGCAUUGUGUCACUGUCGGAUAUCCUCCAGGCGCUGGUGCUCACUGAGGGGGUAGAGGGGACGGCUCGAUAAUCUGCUGAGAGAGGAGUGAGCUUUUGUUUCUCUCUCUCUCUCUCUCUCUCUCCCUCUCUCUCUCUCUCUCUCUCUGUUUCUCACUCUGACUGUGGAUAAUGGCUAAUGGUGGACGACCGGCCCAGAAGGAAGACCCAGAAAAGAGAUCAGGAGAGCGGGAUUGUGUGUCGGACAGAGAGACGAGUCUUUGGACUUCUUGGGUUUGACUCCCCAUCUGUGAAAACUGCAAUAUCUUUCUCUCUCUCUCUCUCUCUUUCUCUCUCUCUCUCUCUCUCUCCUGCUCUCUCUUUCUCUUUGUCUUCUUUCUCAAUCUGUCUGUCAUUCUCUCUCCCUCUUUCAUUGUGAGAACACGAAGGAUUCAUAUUGUCACCAUUGAACCCGGCAAUACAUAUAGGCACUAUAAGCACAAAUACUGAAGUCAUGCCAAAAUUUCAAACCAAGCAACCAAACACACAGCCCACCAAAAGGACAUUCUGCAGGGGAACAGCCUGUUACUGUGUGAAAAACUGCAGUUACUGUUACUUUUCACAUACUGGCACAACUCUCUACAGCUUUUUUGCAUCAGGAGCUCAGGUGUAAAUUAUGCCUUCAAACAUUUUUUUAAUUUCAUGCUAUGAAAGGGAGCAAUUCAAGUUAAUUUGUACGUGGUAGAGUAAGAGAACCAUCCUCAGACAGAUAAGGGAUUUUAGCUGGACGUUUCAGACCUUUGCUGAACACCCCAGUGCUGGGCAGAUGUUUUCUCCGUGCCGUACCAACGCAGGUCAAAAAAACAGAUGAGUGUGAGAAGUCAGAGCUGCAUCUGAAAAAUUCCAAAAAAUCGUUUUUACUCCUGACGUUGUGUUCGAACCUUGUAAGCCUCUCCGCAAGGAGCUGGUGGCAGCCAGGCAACAGAUUCCCAUCCAUGGCUUUUGUUUGGCUACGUUGCUCUUGGGUUAAAACAAUAUCACAUUCCAUAGAUGCACAUCCAGAAUAAUUUUUCUCUUGAGAGUUACAUACCUACAGAGUAUUUGAUUACAGGCCAAAACCUCCCAUGAUCUCAAUCACUGAGUGAAUCACUCAGACCUAAACUUUGAAAUGCAGGCUCUGUCUUGGAAAUAGAAACCCAAAUUACACAUUUGCCCUUGAAAUGUGAAGUCUGCUGUGGAUAAAUAAUGAUUUGCUGUUUUUUUUGUUGUUUUUUUUGGGGCUUUUUUAUGCCUUUAAUCAGAUAGGACAGUGGAGAAUGACAGGAAGUGAGUGGGAGAGAGAGUUGGGGUGGGAUCCAGAAAGGACCACGGGGUGGGAAUCGAACCCGGGUCGCCGGCGUACGGUGCAGGUGCCCCAGCCAGUUGCGCCACAGCUGGGGCCAUGAUUUGCUGUUUUUAAGAGUUUGUUUUCAUCUAUAUGAAUACAAGGACACUGAAUAUUUAUGUAAUAAUCAUGGUUUUAUUAUAUAUAUUUCUUUUAAAUUUCACACACCCAGUUCUGUUAUGUUGUCAGGGAAAUGGACAUAAUUUCAGUGGUCAGUACGGAGCACUUCUUUUUUGAUCUCUAUGAACAGGUAUACUGCAAGCAUCAUUUGAAAAGGCAACUUUUUUUACUGCUUUGGGCUUAAGAAAUAGAAAGGAGGAGACUGUCUAUCUGUUGUUAGCCACAGGCCAAUUGCUGUAUUUUCAAAAAUCAUCAUUAGUGACCUAGCAGACCUAACGCUUCCAAUUGUAGAUUUGCUGGUCUUAGACAUGGUUAAAAAAAAGAGUGCAGUAUCUUCGUUUUCAGAAGUCUGUCUCUUGAUUCAUUCCAUACCUGUGUGUGUGUGUGUGUGUGUGUGUGUGUGUGUGUGUGUGUGUGUGUGUGUGUGUGUGUGUGUGUCGCAUCCAAGGAUCAUUCUGGUGUGAUGGGAGUUCUUCCUUCACAUCUUUUUCCCACUGGUCAGCAGUCAGCUCCAGGUCCGGUCCUUUAGCAGCACACAGACUGAGCUUUCCCCUCGUCAGCAGUUUCAUUUUCAAUGACUCGCUAACCUGACCCAGGUGGCAGCCCUCAUCACCCAGAAUGAAAUGGACCAAUCACAGGUAGAAGAGACAGCGUCCAUAGACAGAAAUAUUGUUUGAUGGUCUUCUGACCCCGACUUCUUUUAAUAACCAUGUCUCACACUUUGAAUAAUCUUUGCCCUCAAAAUGGGGACGCACAUGAAAGGGAUUUGUACAGCCAUUUCAUCAUGACAUCAUUUUCUCUGUUAUGAAAUCGCUGAAGCAUUCUAUAUUUUCAAAGCACAUAUAUGAUUAUUUUUCCAACAUACUGAUCAAUAUCCGAGGCAUUAUGUAUGUAAAUAUACCCCAUAUUUUGUACAAUGCGUAAUGUACUUGUAGUUUUUAACUUAAUGCAUGCAUCAUAUAAAUAUGUUUGUUCUCUUCA